Molecule: messenger RNA, 843 nt
Organism: Geosmithia morbida
Lineage: Eukaryota; Fungi; Ascomycota; Sordariomycetes; Hypocreales; Bionectriaceae
Product: 2-haloacid dehalogenase
Exons: 1
Coding region: 1-843 (280 amino acids)
Molecular function (GO): hydrolase activity, acting on halide bonds, in C-halide compounds
Source: RefSeq, a predicted model, not a curated record
AUGUCCCCCGGCAGACUAUCCCCCCUAGCCGACGUCAAGGCCCUCGCAUUCGACGUCUUCGGCACCGUGGUGGACUGGCGGUCAUCCGUGACGGACGAGCUGUGCGUCCGCGCCCACCGCAAGCUCACACGCUCGUCGUCCUCGUCGGAGACGCCCCUGCCGGCCUCUGCGAAGAGCCGUCUGGAAUCCGUGGGGGAAGAUGGUUGGGGCCGGUUCGCGCAGGAGUGGCGCGACUCGUACGGCCGGUUCACGCGGGGCUUCGACCCGUCGACGGACCCAUGGAAGACGAUAGACGAGCACCAUCACGACAGCCUCGUGUCGCUCCUGGCGGGGUGGGGUCUGGCAGACCUGUACACGCCGUCCGAGACGGAGUCUCUCAGCCUGGUGUGGCACCGUCUCCGGCCGUGGGCGGACUCGGCUCCGGGACUGGACGCCCUGGCUCGGUGCCGCGGCGGCGACGAGGCACUCACCCUCUCCACACUAUCCAACGGGAACACAUCGCUCCUCAAUGACCUAGCCGACUUUGGCGACCUACCCUUUCACAGGAUCCUGUCGGCCGAGACGUUCCGCGCUUACAAGCCCGAUCCGGCCGUGUAUCUGGGCGCGGCGCGCGAGCUGGGCCUCCGGCCUGGACAGGUGGCCAUGGUGGCCGCGCACCUCAACGAUCUCGAGGCCGCGAGGGGCUGCGGGCUGCGUACCGUGUAUGUCGAGAGGCCGCAGGAGGAGGCCUGGUCCGAGGACGACGAGAGGUAUCGCGAUGCCAGGGGGUGGGUCGAUCUAUGGGUUGGUGAGGGGGAGGGCGGGUUCGAGGAGCUUGCCCGACGGCUGUCGCGGGGGGGUUGA